Agrilus planipennis (emerald ash borer) is the source of this 1567-nucleotide messenger RNA. Its product is annotated as fumarate hydratase, mitochondrial. Gene Ontology annotation, cellular component: tricarboxylic acid cycle heteromeric enzyme complex; mitochondrion. The record is from RefSeq and is a predicted model, not a curated record. Lineage: Eukaryota; Metazoa; Arthropoda; Insecta; Coleoptera; Buprestidae. Gene Ontology annotation, molecular function: fumarate hydratase activity. The coding region runs from base 86 to 1480 and encodes 464 amino acids. Gene Ontology annotation, biological process: fumarate metabolic process; malate metabolic process; tricarboxylic acid cycle. The transcript has 3 exons.
UUAUUUGCGUACUAACGAUUGUGUUUGCAUAAACAUUUAUAUUGUGUAAACAUUUACAGAAACGUACUUAUUUUUUAAGAUAAAAAUGAGCAAUUUUAGAAUAGAAAAAGACACAUUUGGGGAGCUGAAAGUACCUGCAGACAAGUAUUAUGGGGCACAAACAGCUCGAUCUAUAAUCAAUUUCCCAAUUGGCGGUAGUCCAGAAAGAAUGCCAUAUCCAGUCAUUACAGCCAUGGGAACAUUGAAGAAAGCAGCUGCAUUAGUUAAUAAAGAAUAUGGAUUAGAUCCUAAAAUAGCCGAUGCAAUAGCAAAAGCUGCCGAUGACGUUAUCAGCGGGAAACUUUACGACGAUCAUUUCCCUCUGGUUAUUUGGCAGACAGGUUCCGGUACGCAGACUAACAUGAAUACCAAUGAGGUAAUAAGUAAUCGAGCCAUAGAAAUUUUGGGAGGAAAACUUGGUUCCAAAGAUCCUGUUCAUCCCAACGAUCACGUGAACAAAAGCCAGAGCAGUAACGAUACUUUUCCCGGUGCUAUGCACAUAGCUGUAGCCCUCGAAAUCCAUAAUCUCUUAUUACCAAACUUGAAAUUGUUACGUGAUAGUUUGCAGGCAAAAGCAGACGAGUUUAAGGACAUCAUCAAAAUAGGGAGGACACAUACCCAGGACGCUGUACCGCUGACCCUUGGACAGGAGUUUAGUGGUUACGUCCAGCAGGUGGCUUUCGGAAUAGAUCGGGUAAAUGCAACUUUACCCCGUCUCUAUAUGUUGGCCCUAGGUGGUACCGCUGUUGGCACAGGUCUUAACACAAGAAAAGGGUUUGCCGAAAAAGUCGCAGCCAAAAUAGCUGAAUUAACAAACCUACCGUUUGUGACGGCGCCCAACAAAUUCGAAGCACUUGCCGCCCACGACUCGAUGGUGGAGGUUUCCGGAGCUCUCAACGUUAUCGCCUGUUCCAUUAUGAAAAUAGCUAAUGAUAUAAGAUUUUUGGGUUCAGGUCCACGUUGUGGUCUGGGUGAACUUUCACUGCCUGAAAAUGAACCUGGCAGUUCUAUAAUGCCUGGUAAGGUCAACCCAACGCAAUGUGAGGCGAUUACGAUGGUAGCAUCCCAGGUCAUGGGUAAUCACGUGGCUGUAACUGUUGGUGGCUCAAAUGGUCAUUUCGAAUUGAACGUUUUUAAACCUGUUAUGGUCGCUAAUGUGCUUCGCUCUAUACGUUUAUUAGCCGAUUCCAGUAAAUGUUUCACCCAAAAUUGUGUUGAUGGUAUCCAGGCAAACAGAGAAAAUAUUAAGAGGAUUAUGAACGAAAGUUUGAUGUUGGUAACAGCUUUAAAUCCCCAUGUAGGAUACGAUAAAGCCGCGGCUAUCGCGAAAUAUGCUCAUAAGGAGGGAUUGACUCUUAAGGAAUCUGCACUUAAAGCUGGAAUUACAGAAGAACAAUUUGAUCAAUGGGUUAGACCUGAAAACAUGUUAGGACCCAAUUGAAAUGGUUUCUCUAUUGAUCUAUAAUAUAUGAAAUAUAAGAUAAUAUAUUCUUCAAAGUAAUAAAUCGAAAUAAACGUUUUAUAAAUA